AUGCGCACACGAAAUUGGAUGAUAACGGGUAACCAUUGCGAGCCCCGGCAUCGAGCCCGUCGAAGAAGCGAUUGGUGCCCUCCGGCAAUGUCAGCUUUUCGAUGCGUUAUCCUGGAAGGAGUAAAAGUAGAGAGAAGAGACGAACACGUCAACCAGGGCGCGCAGCUACGCGCAGCGCUAUUGUGUAUCACCGCGGGCCGGCAAUACACAGUAGAUGCGAUUGGGUGGCCGUUCGCAUUUUUAGGUCGAGUAUAUCCGGAGCUAAUGUUUUCAUUUUCCACAGUUCAUUCACCCAUUUCGCAAUUUGCCAAUAUUCCGGAUUUAGCAGCUGGUCAUGACCUUAGACUUUCGCAUUGUGACAACGGGAGUGCUGCUUUGUCGUUUCUUGGAUGCGAGUUCGUUCAAACUAUCGAAUACCACCAGAUAGCUCAUCAGAUGAACAUGUUCAUAUGGUUUCACCGAGCGCCCUAUUCGUCAACGCAGAUGCUUGACACUAAUCUGAGGAAAACCCCUCCACUACAAGCUUCACGUACGUAUAUUUUCACCAUUUUGAUCAUGGCUGAAUGGGUUUUGGGCUUCUUCUAUCAGCCUUCGCCGAACCGGGAUGGCGAUGGAAAUGGUUUACUUGAAACGUUCUCGAACAUGUCGAUCGAAUAUUCUGAGGGAAAUCUCCAUUCUCUGAAUUAG
Truncatella angustata is the source of this 687-nucleotide messenger RNA. RefSeq lists its product as uncharacterized. The record is from RefSeq and is a predicted model, not a curated record. Lineage: Eukaryota; Fungi; Ascomycota; Sordariomycetes; Amphisphaeriales; Sporocadaceae. The transcript is spliced from 5 exons. The coding region runs from base 1 to 687 and encodes 228 amino acids.